Elephantulus edwardii (Cape elephant shrew) is the source of this 879-nucleotide messenger RNA. RefSeq names its product phytanoyl-CoA 2-hydroxylase (gene PHYH). Gene Ontology annotation, biological process: fatty acid alpha-oxidation. Lineage: Eukaryota; Metazoa; Chordata; Mammalia; Macroscelidea; Macroscelididae. The transcript has 7 exons. Bases 154 to 879 code for a protein of 241 amino acids. Gene Ontology annotation, molecular function: phytanoyl-CoA dioxygenase activity. The record is from RefSeq and is a predicted model, not a curated record.
CUGGAUAAUGAUGUCCUAAGCCUGGAACAGAGACAAUUUUAUGAAGAAAAUGGGUUUCUUGUCAUUAAAAAUCUGGUGUCUGAUGCUGAUAUCCAACGCUUUAGGAAUGAGUUUACAAGAAUCUGCAGAAAGGAGGUGAGACCACCAGGAAUCAUGAUAAUGAGAGAUGUGGCCACGGACAAAUCAACGUUUGUUCCAAAUGAAAACACGGUUUCAAAGAUCCAAGAUUUCCAGGAAGAUGAGGAACUCUUCAGAUACUGCUGUCUUCCUGAGAUCCUGAAAUAUGUGGAGUGCUUCACUGGACCCAAUAUUUUGGCCAUGCACACGAUGCUGAUAAAUAAGCCUCCAGAUUCUGGCAAGAAGUCGUCCCGCCAUCCCUUACACCAGGACCUGCACUAUUUCCCCUUCCGGCCGGCGGAUACCAUCGUGUGUGCUUGGACCGCGAUGGAGCACGUUGACCGCAACAACGGCUGUCUGGUUGUGCUACCUGGCUCACACAAGGGCUCCCUGAAGCAGCACGACUACCCCCAGUGGGAGGGAGGAGUUAAUAUCAUGUACCAUGGGAUCCAGGACUAUAACAAAAAUAGUCCUCGAGUGCACCUUGUGAUGGAGAAGGGAGACACUGUUUUCUUUCAUCCUCUGCUCAUCCAUGGAUCUGGUCAAAAUAAGACCAAAGGGUUCCGGAAGGCAAUUUCCUGCCAUUACACUAGUUCUGAUGGCCACUACAUUGAUGUAAAGGGCACCAGUCAAGAAAACAUCGAGAAGGAAGUUAUAAAAUUAGCACAUAAAUUUCGUGGACUGGAGGUUGACAACAUCACCCUGAAGGAUGUUUGGCAAAUGCGUGCUCGCCUCGUGAAAGGAAAAAGGACGACUCUUUGA